CCGGAACCCAGUUAAUGAAAACGCGAGAAUCGCUUUGAGUUAACCCCUUUUUGACAAGCUACCAAUCCGAAUGGUACGAAAAUCAGAUAUGAUGCAAUAUGACACCUUCCAUGAGCGACCACCGCUCCCGAUGAAGCAUAACAGAAGAAAACAUUAGGUCUGAUAAGAAUCGAACCAGGUACCUAUGCUUUCUGAAACAUGAACCCCCUCAUAUAUCUCGUCAGCACGCAUAGCAGGGGUAGUGUAUUCCUGAUGUGAAUAUUCCAGAGAAAGCCCAACUGGAUAUCGUAUCACCAGCAUUCCCGUACCACAGCCGCAAACAUUGGUGGGUCGAAUUCACCGACGGAGGAUAUACAAAUCCUCCGCUUCCGUAUGUUUCACUGGCCUAAUCUUAUUUAAACCAGCCUUCAGGUAACAUAUUAGGUGGAAGUGCUCAUUUACAGACUCUAUUCGACAAUUCCCAGCUGCUCAUCUAUCGACAUGUCAGAGAAAACCUUCAAAGCAUACAAGCACGAGCAGGGUACUGCGUAUGCCCAGGCCCGCCUUGGGUAUAAUGCAAAGUUCUAUCAAUUCGUCAUUGACAACCACACUUCGACCGGCGGCAAACUUGACACCGUUCUCGAUGUUGGUUCUGGUCCCGGAGUUGCUACACGUGGGCUCGCGUCGCACUUUGCCCAUGUUGUCGGCAUUGAUGCCUCCGAAGGCAUGAUCAGCGCGGCUCGUUCCAUUGGAGGUGUCUCUUCCACUGCCGAGCCAAUCCGUUAUGAAGUCUCUGGCGCAGAGCAGCUUGGGUCUAACUUGGACCCGCCUAUUCCAGAUUCCAGCGUGGACUUGAUCACGGCCGCUACGGCCGCCCAUUGGUUUGACAUGUCUGGAUUUUGGCCGCGAGCAGCUCAGGUGCUCAAGCCCGGCGGGUCUGUUGCGCUCUGGACUAUCACAGCAACACAUAUCCAUCCAUCUACGCCAAAUCACGAAGCAAUCCAGAAAGCCAUGGACAAUUUCAGAUCUCAACAGCUUGGGCCAUACCUAGAGAGAGGUAACAUACUCGCCAACAACCUAUACGCCGAUCUACCCCUCCCGUGGACUCUCGAACAGCCUGUUACGGAGUUCGACCAAAGCACUUUCAUCCGCAAGGAGUGGUUGAAGAAUAGAACAGAUAGCGACCCUGACCCCAUCGGUCUAAAAACACAGGUUGUGGACCUAGAGGGAUUCGAAAAGCGAUUUGAAACUUCGAGUCCGGUGACUCGUUGGCGCGAAGCGCAUCCCGAUGCUGUUGGGACCGAACGGGAUGUGGUGAGAGUGAUUAGCCGGGAAAUUCAGCGCCUCCUAAACGAAGCAGGCGUUGAAAAGGGAAAGGAGCGGAUCACGGGAAAUGUGCAGUCGGUACUAUUGAUGGUUAAGAAGAAGGCAUAAUCCACCUCGGCGCUUCAGACUAUACGCUAAAUGUGCUUUCUACCUGAUGAGUUGAUAUAAUUAGAGAGCCGAUCUUUGAAGCUUAUCCAGAUACCUAACAAUUGCCCCGAAAAAGAAUCAAAGGUUAGCAUUUGUAAGCAGAUAUCUCUUUUAACUGACAGUUCAUGCGUUGAAGGUAGCGGUUAUAUCGAGAUCACUUGGUCUACUAAAUGUUGUUAGAAGUC
Annulohypoxylon maeteangense is the source of this 1637-nucleotide messenger RNA. Its product is annotated as S-adenosyl-L-methionine-dependent methyltransferase. Gene Ontology annotation, molecular function: S-adenosylmethionine-dependent methyltransferase activity. The transcript has a single exon. The record is from RefSeq and is a predicted model, not a curated record. Lineage: Eukaryota; Fungi; Ascomycota; Sordariomycetes; Xylariales; Hypoxylaceae. The coding region runs from base 481 to 1413 and encodes 310 amino acids.